AUGAACCCUCAGCAAUCCAAUGAUCAUAGAACUUCUCCCAACAUUUUUGAAGACGACGAUUUACUGACCUUUGACAACAACCAUCCCUCUGGAAGUUACCUUACACCUGAAAUCACUGCUAGAUUUAAAGAAGUGACCGUAGAAGUUGCUGCUGCUGCCAGACCUCCUGUUCAUGAAACCAAUUUAGUCUGUUUAACAACUACAUUAGCCAUGUAUUUCGAAGCAAGACCUCGAACCAACAAUAAUCACGGCAACCACAGCAAUCAUGCCCCUUCUGUUCGUCAUCAACUGUACACCACUCAAAGACCCAGCCGCUAUAGGAAAAUAGCAUCCAUGCCAGUUAAUAAAGGAUUCCAUUCCAACCAGGCCCCUGAAAUUGUGCCUGCCAUGGCCCCGUCAAGUGAAAACCCACUAGUAACAACUACCCCAAUAAUGUCUGCCCCAGUAAUGCCUACCUUAGCAGCACCUAUACCAGUGGAUCCCCCACAAGAGCCUAAUAAACCAAAAAAGCCAGAUGAUGAAGACCCAUUCGACGAUUUCGAAUUUGACAAUGAAGAUUUAGACGAAGUAAAAAGGUUCUUGACUGACCAAUGUAGUGUGUUAGAGCUGUAUGACAAUCUGUGGCUCGACCAUGAAAGUCCUACUGUGUAUUUGUCUAGUGUUAAAUGUAUUCUAGUAAAGAAAACUGAGAAAGAGGAAGAAAGCAUAAUCGAAAAAUUAAAGAAGAAUCUUGAUAACGAAGCUCUAACAGAUGAUUAA
This is a messenger RNA of Cetraspora pellucida, 759 nucleotides long. The record is from the annotation of a GenBank genome assembly. NCBI's taxonomy places the organism in Eukaryota, Fungi, Glomeromycota, Glomeromycetes, Diversisporales, Gigasporaceae.